Messenger RNA from Manihot esculenta (cassava), 1823 nucleotides. RefSeq names its product mannose-6-phosphate isomerase 1. The record is from RefSeq and is a predicted model, not a curated record. Gene Ontology annotation, molecular function: mannose-6-phosphate isomerase activity; zinc ion binding. Gene Ontology annotation, biological process: GDP-mannose biosynthetic process; carbohydrate metabolic process. Gene Ontology annotation, cellular component: cytosol. Lineage: Eukaryota; Viridiplantae; Streptophyta; Magnoliopsida; Malpighiales; Euphorbiaceae. The transcript has 5 exons. The coding region runs from base 335 to 1639 and encodes 434 amino acids.
UGGUGGAAAAGGAAGGAAAUUUCGUGUGAAGAAAGUACGUUACGAAGGAAGGAAAGGCUUUAUUGGCUUGAGAGAUAAAGAAGAAACGGAAGAAAACUGUGUAGUCAGAUCGGACCCCACAGCAGUUCUCUUCUCUAUCUUCUCCCUCACUCAAGUCUCUCUCCGUAGCCUCUCUCUCUCUCUCUGUCAACUUGUUUCCCUCUCUCUUCAUACCCUUUCAAACUCAUCAAAAUUCAGCCAUUACAUAUACCCUUUUGCCUUCUCUCCAUGGCCAUUGCAUAUCCUUCUCUCAUAUCUGCAUUGCUUUUCACUUAAAUCUCUGGCGUUUUUACCAAUGGAUGCUGAGUUCAACCACCACUCUCACCAUGGACCACUUCUCAGACUCAGAUGCUCAGUUCAGAAGUAUGAUUGGGGCAAAACAGGCACGGAUUCCCAAGUUGCUAGGCUAUUUUCCUUGAAUUCUGGGUCUAAAAUUGAAGUUGACAGGCCCUAUGCGGAGCUUUGGAUGGGAACCCACGAGUCUGGACCGUCUUUUCUGCUGGAUGCUGGGAUGGAAAAUGGGGCUUCAAUUGGGUCUCAAUGUAUAACCCUGAAAGAGUGGAUUGCCAAGAACCCUAAUGUUCUUGGAGACAAGGUUUUUAAUAAGUGGGGUUCUGAUCUCCCUUUCUUGUUCAAGGUACUUUCUGUGGCAAAAGCAUUGUCGAUUCAGGCUCACCCUGAUAAAGAAUUGGCCAAAAUGCUGCACAAGUUGCAGCCAGAUGUCUACAAGGAUGAUAAUCAUAAGCCUGAAAUGGCUUUGGCCAUAACUGAGUUCGAGGCUCUUUGUGGUUUUAUCAGUCUUAAGGAACUCAAAGGUGUACUUCAUAAUGUUCCUGAGAUUGUAGAACUGAUUGGCAGAACAGAAGCAAACCAAGUUUUAAAUAUGAAUGAGCAGGAUGGAGAGGAGAAAGUAAAAUCACUUCUGAGAUCAAUUUUUACCCAACUCAUGUCGGCUGGCAAAGAGAUAACAACUAAAGUAAUAUCAAAAUUGAAAUCUCGACUACACAUGGAAAGCCAGGUGAGGGAGUUGGCAGAUAAGGAAUGGCUGGUCUUGAAGUUGGAAAAGCAAUAUCCAGCUGAUAUUGGCAUUAUAUCAGCCUUCUUUUUCAACUAUGUGAAGCUUAAUCCCGGUGAAGCAUUGUAUCUUGGGGCUAAUGAACCCCAUGCAUAUCUAUAUGGGGACUGUAUUGAAUGCAUGGCAACAUCAGAUAACGUUGUGCGGGCUGGCCUUACUCCCAAGCAUCGGGAUAUCCAAACACUGUGUUCCAUGCUCACAUACAAACAGGGCUUCCCUGAAAUCCUUAAAGGAUUUCCUCUGAGUCCGUAUAUAACAAGGUACCUCCCACCUUUUGAUGAAUUUGAGGUUGAUAGCUGUAUUCUUCCUAGGGGAGCAUCAACAGUGUUCCCUGCAGUCCCAGGUCCUUCCAUAUUUGUGAUCACAGCUGGGGAGGGAAGAAUGCGCACCGCAUCAUCCAAAGAGGUUGUUAGUGAAGGAGAUGUCCUGUUUGCACCUGCCAACAUUGAGAUUACCAUAACAACUGCGUCUGAGCUGCAUCUGUAUAGGGCUGGCGUGAAUAGCAGGUUCUUCCAUAUCUUGUGAGGGGGGAGUCAGAGCAGCUCUCAGUUUAGGUCGGUGAUUUUCAAUUAAUUUUGCAUGCCUCAUGCUUUGUUCUGUCAACUUCUUUUAUAUUCAUUUAUGUACUAUAAUGUGAUACUAUAGAUUGCAUGUAAAUGAAAUGAAAUAUAGUAAAGUUACAGCGGGUAGAAUCGCACCAUUCUUAAUA